UUUGAAAGUUUAUGUUUUAAAGUUUUAAAAAUCAAAAUAAAUGAGUGCAAUUUUUUUUUAAAAAAAAUUGAAUUCAUACUAAUCUGAACAAAAAAAGAGAUAGAUACGAAGAGAAACUUAGACCGAGUGGAGUAGUCGAUUGUAACCUAAAUUCAAGGAAUUUUAGCUGAUUUAUUUCCUUAAAUCUCUUAUGAAAUAUUAUAUAAAUUGUCAUCACUGGAGGUUUUUGAAAUAUACAUCAUCAAAAAAAAUUGGAGUGAAACUCAGAAUUUGGUGACAAUGAAGAUCUAUAAUCUGAAGAUUUUCACAUUGACAUUGAUUUUGUUGAUUUUGUUGGGAUUGAAUUCAGUAGUUUUAGGUCAGAAAAAAAAGACUCUUAAAGAAUCGAUAUCUGAACAGCCACUUUCGCAAAUUGAAGUGGAAAAGACAAUUGUUGCGCUCUCUGAUACUGCUUACAUUACUGCUCACCCAACUGUUCUUGGCUUGAAGGGCGAGGAUACUGAAUUGGUUAAUGUGGCUAUUGAUUACUCAGACCCAUCACCCAAUGAUUGGGUUGGUGUCUUUUCGCCUGCAAAGUUCAACCCAGCAAAUUGUCAAUGGCAUACCAAGGAAGAACAACCAUAUCUAUGUUCGGCCCCCAUCAAGUACAAAUAUGCAACUGCUGCCUCCUCUGGUUAUACAAAGACAGGCAAAACUAUUAUACAUUUCCAGUUGAUCAAUCAGCGGUCUGACUUCUCCUUUGCAUUAUUUUCAGGCGGGUUGUCAAAUCCAAAAUUGGUGGCAAUUUCAAAUCCUAUAACAUUUGCAAAUCCUAAAGCACCCCUUUAUCCAAGGAUUGCCCAGGGGAAGUCUUGGGAUGUAAUGACUGUAACCUGGACAAGUGGCUAUAACAUAGACGAAGCCGUCCCUUUGGUCGAGUGGGGUUUCAAGGGAGGUAAUCAGAUACGAUCCCCGGCAGGCACAUUGAGAAUUCAUCAGAGCAGCAUGUGUGGUGGACCUGCACGGACAGUUGGCUGGCGUGAUAUGGGUUUCAUUCACACCAGUUACUUGAAGGACUUGUGGCCAAACACCAUGUAUACUUACAAGAUGGGUCAUCAAUUAGCCAAUGGUUCAAUUGAUUGGAGCAAGAUGUAUUCAUUCAAAUCAUCCCCAUUUAUAGGCCAGGACUCAUUACAGCGAGUUAUAAUAUUUGGUGACAUGGGGAAGGGUGAACGUGAUGGAUCAAACGAGUACAGUAAUUAUCAACCGGGUUCACUAAAUACUACCGAUCAACUCAUCAAGGACCUGAAUAACUAUGAUAUGGUCCUCCAUAUAGGAGAUAUAGUGUAUUCAAAUGGAUACACCUCACAGUGGGACCAAUUCACAUCACAGAUAGAACCUAUUGCAUCAACAAAACCAUAUAUGAUUGCUAGUGGUAAUCAUGAGCGUGAUUGGCCUGGUACAGGAUCCUUUUAUGACACUAUGGACUCAGGCGGGGAAUGUGGCGUGCUAGCUGAGACCAUGUUCUAUGUUCCUGCAGAGAAUAGAGCUAAGUUUUGGUACUCAACAGAUUAUGGCAUGUUUCACUUCUGCAUAGCAGAUAGUGAGCAUGACUGGAGGGAGGGUACUGAACAGUACAAGUUCAUUGAGCAUUGCCUUGCAUCAGCUGACAGGAAAAAACAACCGUGGUUGAUCUUUAUUGCUCAUCGUGUUCUUGGGUAUUCUUCUGACAAAUUUUAUGGCUUGGAGGGCUCAUUUGAAGAGCCCAUGGGAAGAGAAAGCUUGCAGAAGCUCUGGCAGAAGUACAAGGUGGACAUGGCAUUCUAUGGUCAUGUCCACAACUAUGAAAGAAGUUGCCCAGUUUACCAGAGCCGAUGUGUGACCUCAGACACGUCUCAUUUCUCUGGUCCCGUGCAAGGGACAAUCCAUGUCGUUGUGGGCGGGGGAGGAAGCCAUUUGUCGCAGUUCAGCGAGCUUAAUACUCAUUGGAGUCUGUACAAAGAUUAUGAUUGGGGGUUUGUGAAGCUGACUGCAUUUAAUCACUCAGCUCUUCUCUUUGAGUACAAGAAAAGCCGCGACGGAAAGGUCUAUGAUUCCUUCACCAUCUCAAGGGAUUACAAAGAUGUCCUUGCUUGUGUGCAUGAUAGUUGUCCACAUGUCACUUUAGCAACUUGAACUCCUUAUUCAGACAUUCUUUUUAGAAGCGGCAACCAUUUGGUGAUUUUGUGUGCGUAACUGGCUUCAUUUUAUCAUAGUCGAGCUUUAGGCUAUUUGUCAGGCAAUAGAAGUUUAAUAAAAAUCAUGGUUUUUUUUUUUGAACGAUACAUAACUAAAUAAUAGGUGCAAUUUUUUUUC
Messenger RNA from Camellia sinensis, 2334 nucleotides. Its product is annotated as putative inactive purple acid phosphatase 27. NCBI's taxonomy places the organism in Eukaryota, Viridiplantae, Streptophyta, Magnoliopsida, Ericales, Theaceae. Gene Ontology annotation, molecular function: acid phosphatase activity; metal ion binding. The record is from RefSeq and is a predicted model, not a curated record.